Messenger RNA from Oryza sativa Japonica Group (Japanese rice), 2092 nucleotides. Lineage: Eukaryota; Viridiplantae; Streptophyta; Magnoliopsida; Poales; Poaceae. The record is from RefSeq and is a predicted model, not a curated record.
AUGGCAGAGGCGAGCAGUAGCACCCACCGGCGUCGAUCGCAAGCUCAGAUCAGCAAGAUAGCCCCGCGACACCAAGAAUCACGGCACGAGCACCCUGGGGCGCACUGGAAACGCCACGAGCAACGCAAAGAAACCCCCGGCGCCGCCGAAUCAGCACAACAUCCAGCACCACCACCGCCGCCUUCUUCUGGCCCUGAAGCGGCGGCCAGCGGAGACCUUGCUCGGAUGAUCGCGCUGCACGGGUACGACCCGUCGCUCGUCGAGGACGACUACUUCAGAAGCUUCUUGCGCCGCCUCAACCCCAAUUUCGAGGUGCCCUCGCGCCUUGCCAUUGAGGAGAUGUGCGAUGCUAUAUUCGACGAAACAAGGAAGGACAUCUUCUCCAGGCUAUACGACUUCCCUAGUAAGGUCAGUAUCGCGGUGGGUACGGUCAGAACCAUCCAAGGGAAUGUGCUGUAUAUGGCGUGCCACUUCAUCGAUGAUGAAUGGAAUCUUCACAAGGUAAUCAUGGAUGCUUACGUGAUUGUUCCUUUUCUUGACUACCAUGGCCCGUUGUUGGGAGUUGAUGAAGUUUGUCUCGAUCCGGAUAUCCAUGGCAACUAUGUUGCAGACGUUCUUGGAGAAGCAAUGGUCGCUAUAGAGAAGGCUAUACAAGAUUCCUACCCGGUCUGGUCUAUACCACUUGUACUUGAUCCUCGUGCCAUGAAUGUGGUGGCCGUUAGCAGCACUGAUCCACUGCAACAAGCAUGGGAUGAGCACUGCCGAGGAGAAGCCCAAACAGACCUCGACCGUUAUCUGAAGGAUGAGCUAGUCCAUGAUCCAACAUCAGGUUUUGAUAUUCUCAACUGGUGGAAGACUCAAACUUUUAAAAAAAUGAAAAAUAAAAAGCCCACUAAUUCUGAGAAAAAAAAAAUACAGCUAGCUAUCACCGUUCACAUUGGAAUUGGAUAUUACACAUGCGUGUGCAUGUCGGGCUCCAAAACCCAUUCUGCUUCAAAGAAAAUGGAUGAAGGUUCAUCACCGGCGUCCACCUCGGCCACCGCCGCCGCCGCCGCCGCAAAUUUGGAGUCCACCAGUUUCGACGACGGCAGAAGUCAUAGCUCCAAGAUCACGCCAAUCGAGCUGGUCGUCGUCAAUCCCGAAGAACCGCCACCGGCCUCUCGGUCUCGUGGUCAUGGACCUCGUCGUCGAUCAUGGCGGCGGCGGCCAUGUCCACCCCUCGCGAAGAAGGCGGCGGCCGAGUUCGUGGGCACGUUCAUCCUGAUCUUCGCCAUGCUCUCCACCAUCGUGACCGACGCGCAGCGCGGCGGCGUGGAGGGCCUCGUCGGCGUGGCGGCGUCCAUCGGGCUCGCCGUGGCGGUGCUCGUCAUGUCGCUCGCCCACGUCUCCGGCGCCCACAUCAACCCGGCGGUCAGCGUCGCCAUGGCCGCGUUCGGGCGCCUCCAGCCCGCGCACCUCCUGCCCUACGCCGCCGCGCAGGUCCUCGGCGCCGUCGCCGCCGCCGCCGCCGUCGACGGGAUCUUCCAUCCGGCGAGCCGAGGGUGGAUGGUGAGCGUGCCCAAGGUGGGGACGGUGGAGGCGUUCUUCCUCGAGUUCGUCACCACGUUUGUUCUCCUCUUCGUCAUCACCGCUGUCUCUGCCGAUCCCAACGCAGUUAAAGAGUUGAUAGCAGUGGCAGUCGGUGGUACAGCGAUGAUGAACGUUCUUGUCGCAGGGCCGUCGACAGGAGCAUCAAUGAACCCUGCAAGAACACUUGGUACAGCCAUUGUCGCAGGGAAUUACACCCAGAUAUGGGUCUACAUGGUUUCUACCCCUCUGGGUGCAAUUGCUGGAACAGGGGCUUAUUUUGCAAUCAAGCUCUAGUUACCAACAGGUGACAAAAUAUUCAGAUAGUGUGGACACCGGCGUAAAUUUUGGGUGAAUGAACAUGCUUGUAGUUUUAACUUUCAACUACAUAUGCGUUUUUCACAAAAAGUUUUGAAACACAAAAUUUUUUGAAAUUCGUGAACUUAAUUGGAAUUGAGAUAUAGCUCUCAUGAAUUGUUCUGAAACAAUAAGAGCUCCGAUUGUUCUGAAAUCCGAAAUUGUGUAG